Aureobasidium musti is the source of this 1581-nucleotide messenger RNA. The record is from the annotation of a GenBank genome assembly. NCBI's taxonomy places the organism in Eukaryota, Fungi, Ascomycota, Dothideomycetes, Dothideales, Saccotheciaceae.
AUGAACCAUGCUCGUCCGGUAGUCAUGCGGGCUUCAUGCUCGACGUCCUCAUUGCCUUUUGCGCCAUCUCCCUUAACUUCUUUCCUGGCUUGUAACGAAGCUCGUAACCUCUCACAAUCGCUUCUACGCUCUCGAUUUACUCUAAAUACUGGUUUGCGCAACUUCUCCGCUUGUACGACUUUCUCGGCUCGUAAUCGCUUCGUUCCAAGAUCGCCUCCUGUUGUCCAGAAGACUGGCCGUGCUUCGACUCAAGAUGGCCAGAGAUUGGUCCGUAGACGUAGGGAUCCUCCCACUUGGAGAGACUACGAUCCAGAAAUCGGCAUACCUCUACCCUCAGGAGAACUCGAUCAAACCACCAUCACGGAAAUCUUCGGCCCGGAUAUGCAUUGUGACGAUGGAAACCACAUUCUGCGUUUGAUGCAUUACCGUAGACUCUCAGGCAGUCUCAUUGAUGUCGGUAUUGACUUCCCGAGAGAAUCGGGCAUCUCGCCUGAGAUGGCUUCAAGGGCUUUGGAGUACAUCAGAACGUUAGAUCCCGCCUUUGAUGAGAAUGAGGCUGGUGCUGCUUGGGCAGAGUCAGAGAUCAUGAAAGUGGAACAACAGUACAUGGCUCGCGCUGAAAGGCUGGGCAUCUACAAGCGUACCGACGAUAGCCAGACGGACGAGUCACAGCCAUCCGCCGGCACAUCCGACAUCUAUGGAGAGAGCGCCUUGGAUAAACUGCGAAAGGCGAACAAAGCAAGAUGGAUGGAAGAAGACCGAAAGAAAGAAGAAGCCAAGAAGCAACAGGAAGCAGAUCAAGUUGCUGCUCUCAAGGCCGGAGCCAAGAACAACGACUCUGGUGUGGAAGCGAAAGAGGAAACGGGAAAGAUUUUCAGUCCAUUCGAUGAGAUCGCUCUGGCCCAGCCUACCCAGAAGGCAUGGUUAGAGCCUGUAGAGCGUAAGCCCUGGGUCAAGUACUACGAAGAGCAAGCGACCAUUAUCAAGGACAACAAGAUUCCUAACCUCUCUAAUCUUCGCCGAUUGGGCCCGUCCGCUCUGGUUCUUUUGGCUGUCCUCGCUGGUUGUUGGAUGCUUGACGAGACGUAUAACCCUCCUCCACGAUCAGCGAGGAUGUUCCCUGAUGUGCCGCCUGCCAUCGCUACCCUAGGAGCCAUCACCGCCAUCAAUCUUGCCGUAUUUGUCGCUUGGAGGAUCCCGCCCUUGUGGAGAACCAUGAACAAGACUUUCCAGGUCACCGCAGCAUACCCAUUUGCUAUCGGAACCCUAGGUGCACAGUUCAGUCAUCAAAGCUUCCGUCACCUGUUCGUCAACUUGGCUAUGCUGUGGCCUUUCGGUUGGGUCUGUAAGUUUCGAGUCAUGCACCGCUGUAGCUAUUUGGCACUAACUAAAUGUCAUGCAGUACAUGAUGAUGUAGGAAGAGGUACCUUCCUAGCUGUAUACCUCGCUUGUGGUACUGUAGGCACGUAUGGUUCUCUGGCUUUCAACGUGUUCGCCAAGCGUUGGAUGAAUUACAGCUUUGGCUCAUCUACUGCGGUUAUCGGCACCAUGGCUGCAGCCUGUUUGGUCAGAGCAAAGUAA